AUGUCGUCAGGCGGAUACUACAUGGAAUAUCUUUACAGCCUCUGCCGGCGUCGUGGCUGGACAGACCCGUCCUACGAGAUCUACCACAGCAAGGCGGGCUUCGAAUGUCUUGUUUUGGUCAAUGGUCGUGAGUAUCAGACCGACAUAGGCUAUGCCACGGAUACCCUGGCCCAGGAAAACGCAGCCAUGCGGGCGUUCAUGGUUUGCCAGAACUUCAGCUCCAACGGUGGCAUGAUGGCCCGCAACGGCAUUGUACAGGGUCUGCCCGUGGAUCAGUCAAGCCGUGGAAGUAGCAAGCACAGCAAGACUAGCAGCCGUCGUCACGGUUCUUCCCACCAUGGAGGAAGCAGUGGACGUAGCAGCCGGAGCCACAGAUCCUCGGGCCAUCAUUCGAGCAGCAGCUCUACUACAUCCUUCGAGUAA
This is a messenger RNA of Pyricularia oryzae 70-15, 423 nucleotides long. RefSeq lists its product as uncharacterized. The transcript is spliced from 2 exons. The record is from RefSeq and is a predicted model, not a curated record. The coding region runs from base 1 to 423 and encodes 140 amino acids. NCBI's taxonomy places the organism in Eukaryota, Fungi, Ascomycota, Sordariomycetes, Magnaporthales, Pyriculariaceae.